AUGCAGUCGGGGGGCGCGGUCACGUGACACACAUGUCAAGAGCCAGCAUGGCGGACGUGCAUGUGCAGUCUCAAAACAAAUCACAUCGAUUGCUCAGCUAACGCCGUCGCGGGGCCAUCGACAGCGCGAGGGAAGCCCGAGGAGACGGCAGGAUGGAAGAGGAAAACAAGCUGCAGUUCCCGUCCCUGCCCGCCACCAAGGAGGAGCUGCUGGACUGGGCUUACCCCAUGAGACGAGACAUGCAGGAGAUUUUACCAGGGCUGUUUUUAGGUCCCUACUCUUCUGCAAUGAAAAGCAAGAUGCCAAUUCUUGAGAGACACGGCAUAACACACAUUGUGUGUGUCCGCCAAGACAUCGAAGCCAAUUUUAUCAAACCCAAUUUCCCUCAUACAUUUAGAUAUCUUGUGUUAGACAUUGCUGACAAUCCUGUGGAAAAUAUAAUCCGCUUUUUUCCUAUGACUAAAGAAUUUAUUGAUGGCUGCUUAGCAGCAGAAGGAAAGGUACUGGUUCAUGGUAACGCAGGGAUUUCAAGAAGUGCUGCCUUAGUGAUUGCAUACCUUAUGGAAACAUUUGGGAUGAAGUACAGGGAUGCAUUCAGCCACGUCCAGGAGAGGAGGUUUUGCAUCAACCCCAACGUGGGCUUCGUGCAUCAACUACAGGAAUAUGAAGCAAUUUAUCUUGCCAAAUUGACCAUCAAAAUGAUGUCACCCAUGCAGUUGGGCAGGUCGUUUUCUCUACAAGCUGGGAUGGCAGGAAGCCGCAAACGCAGUUUGGAGGAUGAUGAAGAUUUUGGUGCAAUGCAGGUCACAACAGCACAAAAUGGAUGAGCUUUGCUGAUAUUAGGCUGUGUGGCAUAGUGCACUCUUGUUCCUUUUUUUUUUUUUUGUUUUCUUACAUUUUUAAUGGGAUUUAAAAAUGUAAAUAUUGGAACUUUUUCUAAUGGGCGGGGAAGCGGGCGGGAGGGGAACCACUCGUGUCUGAGACAUGGAGUAAAAGAUGGACUUUGGAAUUUGUUAACUUUUUUCUUUGUUUUUUUCUCUCUUUUUGUUGAGCUGUAUGCACUGACGGGAGAUUUUUUGCAGUUUUAUAGUAUUUAAAGCAUUUUGCAUUUGCAGCGGGACAGUAUUGCAAUAAUGCACUUUCGAUACUUGAAUUAGUGUAGAUGACCAGAAGGGGCCGUCGGCAAAAGGGAACGUAGUCGAGAUGUCACCCAGUGGAAGACACGAGGAGAGGACUAGCUACUGCCUUCAUUCAGGAGUAAUAGGAUCAUAAACUAAUAUCAGGCUUAAUGUGGGACAGGAAUGGAGGAAUUAUAACUCACUACUUAAUAAACUGUUCUGAGUACUGUUCAACUUUCAACUG
Cololabis saira (Pacific saury) is the source of this 1362-nucleotide messenger RNA. RefSeq names its product serine/threonine/tyrosine interacting protein (gene styx). The record is from RefSeq and is a predicted model, not a curated record. Lineage: Eukaryota; Metazoa; Chordata; Actinopteri; Beloniformes; Belonidae. Gene Ontology annotation, cellular component: cytoplasm; nucleoplasm. Gene Ontology annotation, molecular function: protein tyrosine/serine/threonine phosphatase activity; F-box domain binding. Gene Ontology annotation, biological process: protein dephosphorylation; regulation of ERK1 and ERK2 cascade; negative regulation of SCF-dependent proteasomal ubiquitin-dependent catabolic process. The transcript is spliced from 11 exons. The coding region runs from base 153 to 827 and encodes 224 amino acids.